Macrosteles quadrilineatus (aster leafhopper) is the source of this 3470-nucleotide messenger RNA. RefSeq names its product anillin-like. Lineage: Eukaryota; Metazoa; Arthropoda; Insecta; Hemiptera; Cicadellidae. Gene Ontology annotation, cellular component: actomyosin contractile ring. Gene Ontology annotation, biological process: mitotic cytokinesis; septin ring organization; actomyosin contractile ring assembly. Bases 66 to 3431 code for a protein of 1121 amino acids. The record is from RefSeq and is a predicted model, not a curated record. The transcript has 21 exons.
UAUUAUUAAAACAGGAUAUUUUUAUAGACCUCAGUUUUUAUUGUUUGUAGGCCUAUACGGAUAUAAUGGAUUUUACUGAGAGAAUGCUUGAACGUAAUCGUUCACGCCAGGCAAAGAUUGAUGUGAAGGGCGUAGCUUCAGAGCCACUGAAACAAGUCAAUCAAAACACCGUUACCACUGUCGCAUCAACAAGUGUCAAUAUUAAAAAGCACUAUUCUGGUAGUAACAAAGUUACAAUUGAAACCACAGUUACCAUGUCAAAACAUCCGACAAGACAAGUGUCGAGUCCCAGAAAAGAGGAAGUAGUUGAAAAUGUUGACAACACUCGUAAUACUUCAGAGGGAGAAGAAUCAUCAGACGACAAAGAGAAUGCAAGUUCCCCUAACGCAAACUGUCUUUUGCGCCAAGAUACCAAAUCUCGGCUGAAACGUCUUGGAGUACUUUAUUCAGAUGAUCCAUCAAGACUAUCGUCACCAAUCCACAAAACUGAGGAACAUUUUUACAUCGAGGAAGUUAAGGAAUCAGAAUCCAAACCGAUGGUAAGGAAUGAUAUAAGGAGUUCUGGUCGGAGUGCUAGGUUGGCAGCCCUGGCUGAUACUAUCAACCACUGGGAGGACGACCCCAGACACAUACCACUGAAGAAGGAAGCACAAGGGUUUUCCUCAUCUCAGACCAAUCAUAAGAUGGUUUACGACUAUGAGAGAUCAGGCCAAUCUCACAACAGACCAUCUCCAACUAGAAGUGUGUCUCCUCAGACGAACUCAUCAGAUGACAAUGAGAGACCAGACCCAUCUCACAGUAGACCUUCUCCAACUAGGAAUGUGUCUCCACAGAUGGUUUAUGACUAUGAAAGACCAGGCCCGUCGCACAACAGACCAUCUCCAACUAGGAGUGUCUCUCCACAGAAGUCUCCAGUGAAGACUUCGCCCGUCAAGACAAGGUUUGGAAGCCCCAUCAAAAUGGGCACAACAGUAGUCAAGGCUCAAGAAGCGAUACCCCCAUCUACUGAUGUUGACACACCGCUACCGACAAUGGGAAUCAAACAGCAGUUACGCAGUCCUCGUAAGAUGGCCUCUACACCACCGAGUGGCUCAGUGCUAGACAGAGCUCAACGCUACGAGGAGGCUACGAGUCCUAGCAAGCGAGCGCGAGACCCCACAGAACUGUCACUGGCCGAGCGCAGAGCUCUUUUUGAGCGCAAUGCAGGUACAGCUGUACUGCCCAAGGCUCCGUUUGGCCAGGCCGUCCCUGCAAAAAAGCUGCAGAGUAAACCAGAACAGAGGUCUACGUCAAAGCAACAAGUUUCCACAGGUUCUCUUCACAACAGGGUUGCUGCUUUUCAGAGGACUGCUGAGAACCACGAGAAAGACCAUGUGAAGGAAGCUCUCUCCGAGAGGCAGAAGGAGUUGGAGAUGUUGAAGAAUCGAUGUGACAGAAACAAAGGACUGUUAACUCAGAAACCUGAUGACUACAAGCCAUCAGCUCCACCCCCAACCCCCCCACCACUGCCAUCCCCACCGCAGAACUUUGAUUACGGCAGUAGGAGAAAUAGUAGUUUCUAUGAACAAGAAGAGGAGGAAUACCCUGAAAUGUCAGAACCUCAAGACUCUCCAAAAUUUCUUAAACCAAAAGAAGCAUAUCCAGUGCUGAAAGAUGUCAAGAAGAUAAAGCUGUCUCCACCCAAGCCAGGCCACCUGUAUCCUAACUUGUCUGAUAUGGAGGUAGAGAGCAGUGAGGCUGCAGAGUUGGACAGUAGUGCCAACACGAGUAACAACAACAGGUCAACAUCAUCUUACAUGUCCGAUGAGUCUGAUUUGCACAGCCUAGGACAAGACAUAGUUAAACUGUCUAGAUCUAACUUGAAGAGGAACUGGUCUGCCAGUGAGGGAUCCAGAUCUGAAGCAGAAGGUCAAGAGAUUGAUGAUUUCCUUGAUGAUGCUUUGAACACCUCAGACCAGUCAACACCACCGAAACGCAUUUCUUACAGCAACAACGCUGGGAGUGUACACUCAAGAAGUUUUGAAUAUUCACAAAACAACCAACAACAAGAAGAAUCAUACAAACAGCCUCUACUGCACACAGUCAGCUUUUACAGAAAACAACAAAACAUGACUCUAAAACCUCCAUCACCGACAAGACAGGUACGAAUAGAUCCAUCCGAGUACUCCACAGACGACAGUAUUGAGCGGAUGGAGGAGGAGUUGGACAGAGAGCUCAAGCUGGUUGAACAAAAGAUUGCUGUAUUGCAACAAGAGGUAAUCAAGCAGCAGUCGUACAUUUCCCAAGCCAGCCAAGCUCUCAAUCUGUGUUACUCCACAAUUGAAUUCUCAGGGUCAACAGAACAGCUGGAGGCUGAAAAGCUCCUUUUGCUUGCAACUCAAAGAAGACAAGCAGCUCUACAUGAGAUACAGAGACUGAGGGUAGAACAGACACUGAGACCUCAGAGCACAGACAACAACAGUCUGACUGAGAGAGGCAGUCUAACUCUCUCACAGGUUACCCUACCUCUUAAAAUGGACGUUAUACACCGUGCUGCUAAAGAUGACCAGUGUUACUACCUACUAUGCCUGGUGCACCACAACGAGGAAGUGUACAGUACGGAUGUGAUGUGUGCUCCUCGUCACCUACACCACCACAACCAACUUACCUUCCCCAACACAUUCACUCUAGACAACGUCUACUCUGACUUCAAGGUCAUCAUAGAGGUGUACGGGAUGACGGCUAGGAGCAAGGAGCACAUCCCUCAUGAUGUCAAGUACCAUAUCAACACCAGCAAGAAGGACGCCAGCAAGCUGAAGUUAACCCCUCGCAAGAUGAAGGGAGAGUCUCGCCUGGUAGCUCCUCCUGUACAGUCACCCGGGGGUCCGUCAGCAGUCAGGACAUCUGCCUUCUCAUUGGCCGGCUACGUCAUCUUCUCACUGCGCGAGAUCAACCGCAAACAGUUUACACUCAACAAGAACAACUACACCAGUGUGGUGGAAGGCUCGAUGCAGGUGAAGAUUGACACAGAGAUGAGAGUGGACGUGGAGCACCGAGGGUUCCUGACUAUGUUUGAGGACGUGUCUGGCUUCGGGGCUUGGCACAGACGCUGGUGUCUGCUCAAAGGGGACAAACUCUCAUAUUGGAAAUACCCGGACGAUGAACGCAAGAAGAUUCCGCUAGACACCAUAGAGUUAACAAUGUGUGUGACACGAGAGGUCGACGUUGUGCCGAGAGAUGUAUGUGCUCGUCCCAACACGUUCCUACUGGAGACCUCACGUCCUGCGCGAGACACCGACAGCGACUCUCUGGUCAUGAUCAGACACAAGAACACAACCACUAUCAGACACUUGCUGUCAGCUGACACAAAAGAAGAUCGUAUUCAAUGGUGCCAACACGUCAACAAAUCCCUCGCCUUACUGAGGGCUUGGGGAGUCUCAGCACGCAAUUGAAACCGACACAUAUUUCUCCCUCAUUGUGAUCUAUAUCAA